CAUAACCAAACAAAUAUUGCUUAUCUCUUAUAAGUUAUAACCAUCUAAAAAUGUAAACAACACAAUAAUAUAAUUUUAUUUACAAAUUGUUUUAAACUACUGAAUAAUGUAAAACCAUUAAGUAAAUAGUGUACGGUAAAUCAUUGGACACAAUGGAACAAUGCAAAGAUCAGAAGACAUGGUUAGGAAGCAGUUUAAAUGAUAUAUGCAAAGGAAAAGGCAUCUGGAGUUUUAGUGUAAGCCCUGUAAUACCAUCAAAAUAUCAUUCAGUUUUGUAUCAAUUACCUGUUAAUCUAAGUACCCCACCUAAACCACAUGUACCAACACAAACAUUACAUUGGGACGAAGAUUAUGUUCGUAUGCCUUAUUCUUUUAGCAAUGUCUUUCCUGUUGUAGAAAAUGGCAUAAAUACUUUAAAGUCUAGAUGGAAGUUAAUAUUAAAUAUAUUCUCUAAACCUAUCAACUCAAGCAGAGAAUUUGAGGCAGCUAUAAGCAAGUACAACAAAAAUUUACCUAGGUUUAGUGCAUUACAUAACUAUUUUGACGAGAUUCCAGAAUCAGAAGCACAUGAUUUUUUUACCAAUUGCUUGCCCAAUAUUAUUAAGUUAGCAUUAAGGUUGCCUGACAUACUACCAGGAAACUUACCCUUGCUGAAAAGAGGCCACUGCAAGUCUCUUAGUUUAAGCCAGUUGCAGGUUUCAUCCUUAUUGGCAAAUGCUUUCAUUUGCACCUUUCCAUGGAGAAAGGACAUGAUGCACUAUCCAGGAGUGAACUUUUCAGUGCUAUUUUCAGCUGAAAGCAGUUACUUUUCCGAGAAGUUAAAAUGUAUAAUUUACUAUUUUAAAAGGGUAACGAAUAAAAAUCCCACAGGCGUUAUUACUUUUGAAAGAAAACAUAUUUCAAGAACAAAUAUGCCGAGGUGGGAUAACCUGGAAAAUAAUUUGGGCAACACAAAAAUUCAUGUGAACAGUUCGGGAACCAUUGAAGAUGAUGGUUUGGGUUUUUUACAAGUUGAUUUUGCCAAUAAAUAUAUUGGUGGUGGUGUUCUUGGGUAUGGCUGUGUUCAGGAAGAAAUACGAUUUUUAAUAUGCCCUGAACUAAUAGUUAGUAGGUUAUUUAUAGAGCAAAUAGGCGAUAGUGAGGCUGUCAUUAUUACCGGGGCAGAAAGAUUCAGUAACUACACAGGGUACGCAGACAGCUUUAAAUGGUCUGGACACCACCAGGACCUUACACCACAUGACGAUUAUGGCCGCUUAAAGACCACCAUAAGUGUGAUUGAUGCUACUCAUUUUUCCAGACCAAAAGAUCAAUACUAUCCAUCAGCAAUUUUAAGAGAGGUCAAUAAGGCUUAUGUAGGUUUUAGUUCGAGAGAAAGGGACAACCUGGCUCCUGUUGCGACUGGAAACUGGGGAUGCGGUGCAUUUAGGGGCGAUCCAAAUCUGAAAUCAUUAAUUCAACUCAUGGCUUCGUGUGCUGCAGGUAGAGAUUUAAUAUAUUAUUCAUUCGGCAAUAUAAAUUUAAAAGAUGAUUUCUACAAUAUGUAUUUAUUUUUGGCGAAUAAUAGAAUUUCCAUAAAAUUACUUUGGAAUUUUCUUAAAUCAUUUUCCUCCUCGUCAGUAUCCCAUGAAAAUCUGUACUCUUACAUUCAACAAUCGUUUUUCGAUAGUAAACAUCAACCAUCGAUAAAAAAUUAUUUUAGCAGAAAACUUUUGCCCGAAAUACCCUCAACAUCUUCAACGUCCACUUCGUCACCACAAGCAGAAAAAAAGCACAAGCUUGUUCCAGAAUGCAAAGAUACUUGUAUAGAAAUUGAACCUAAUUUGAUGGACUUGGAUAGUAUAGAAGAUGAUAUUAUACCUGAUACACCACCGCAUGUAUCCGAAAUGAGAUUUCAAAAAAUUUCAAAAAGUUUAAUUCCCGCAUCUAAAGAGGAAAUUUCAAAAAAAAUGCCCAAUAAUCACGACGAGAUUGUUGGUCUUUUAGGAUUUGAUGGAAAUGCUAAUAAGUCCAAAGAAAAAUCAGAUGAUAAUACUUUGCUAUCGGAGCUCGAUAAAUUACGGAAGAAUAGUAAAUCGAACAUCUUGGAAAAAGUGGAAAAAAGCAAAGAAAUUAGUCAAAAUGAAUCAUUUGAGAUAUCUGGUGUUGAAAAGUCGCAGAAAAGGAAAAUUACCGAUUAUUUUACCAAACAUGAAAAAUCUUAAUGAAACGUUUUUAGUACUAGACAAAAUAUAAUUUAGGUACC
This is a messenger RNA of Brassicogethes aeneus, 2242 nucleotides long. The record is from the annotation of a GenBank genome assembly. Lineage: Eukaryota; Metazoa; Arthropoda; Insecta; Coleoptera; Nitidulidae.